Brassica oleracea var. oleracea is the source of this 1065-nucleotide messenger RNA. RefSeq lists its product as uncharacterized. Lineage: Eukaryota; Viridiplantae; Streptophyta; Magnoliopsida; Brassicales; Brassicaceae. The record is from RefSeq and is a predicted model, not a curated record.
AUAAUGUCUCGACUUGUCCCCAAGAUCUCUCCCCUCAUUCACAAGAACAGGAGGAGCGUUCGUUUGCUUUCAUCGUCCAAGACCGGCCCAUGUGUUUCGGUUUGCAACGUUGUGCAACCUUCGCCUGACGGUGGCAACAUCGGUAAAGUCCUGUUGUACGACGUCGCAAAAUUUGAGUUAGUUAGAACGGAGAAAACAUUUCCCGAUGAGCUUCACGAGGCGCAGUUGGUCGGAGCCUCCCGUGGCUGGAGUUUUUUCUUCAAUAGAGAAGAUCGCUCGGUGGUUAUCAGUGACUUCUUGAACCCAUAUGCUUCCAAGACAGAACCAAAGAUGUUUCCACUGCCUACGUUUACUACAAUGCCCACUUGCCAAAUCGAAGUCGUGUGCAACGUGGCCAUGUCCUCUUCUCCUGAGCCGUAUGAUAAAGACUGGGGCGUUGGCGUCAAGUUCUUGGGCAAUCAGCUGAGUUUCUGCAGGCCUCAUUGUGACCUGCGUUGGACUAAUAUCCGAACACCUUUUGAGUCAUGGGAUAGGUCAAAUCUCAUUUAUUCCAAGAAAGACGAGAGAUUCUACUUGCUUGCCCCCGGAGGCAAGUACCUGUGCUCAUGGGAUCUAAACUUCAAGAAAGAUAACAAGCCUAAGUUCCUUGAGUUGGUGUUGCACAACAUUCCCAAUCUGCCAAGUUCCCUGUGGAAGCGGUUGGAUUCCCUUUGCAGGGAGGACCACUGGGUGGAGUCACCUUCUGGCGAAUCUUUCCUUGUCAAAUGGUACUCCGAAUACACACCUCGGGUAAUGGUGUUUAGAGAGGAGGAUACAAUAUGUGGGAAGAGAAACAUGCGUUAUACAGAGGAUAUUGGAGAUCUCUGCAUUUUCAUUUCAAAAGGUGAGGACAUCUGCGUUGAGGCUAGAUCUAACAAGCUCAAACCUAACUCCAUCUUGUUAAAUGGUCGCUUGUUUGCUACGAUAAAUAACACCAACAAUACUUUCGGUUGCUAUGAAUAUCCCGAAGGUACACCAGACAAGAUUCCUUACUCCCCUUACUGGUUUCCUUCGUUUUCGAGCUAG